GGAACAAACCUUAUGUCGAUGCGUUCCUUCCUAACCUCAAAUUUUUACUCCAUCAAACAAAAGGCCAAAUAAAAUGGCAAAUCUUUUACCAAGGAUUCUAACAAAUUUAAGCAGAUUAUCAUUAAAAACACUCCACAAUGUACCUAAAACAACCCCCUCCCUAAAUUCCCUGGCUCACCAAGCCCAAAAACAACACUCGACACAGGCUACCCCUUAUGAAAUUGUAGAUGAAGAAAAGGACUAUAAAAUGGUAAAAGAUGUUAUAGAUCAGGUAAACAAUCAAGUAGCACAAGCGAAACAAGGCAGACUAUUUGCAGUAGUCCAUGUAGCUGGAAAACAAGUUAAAAUAACUGAAGGAGAUGUGGUUAUUGUGGAAGGAUAUUGGCCUCCAGAGUGUGGAGAAAAGUUACAAUUGAAUAAAGUCUUGUUAGCAGGUGCUGCAGAUUUUACCCUAAUUGGCAGGCCUUUAGUACAGAAAGGUUUAGUAAAUGUUGAGGCUACAGUAAUUGAAAAAACCCUGUCUCACACUAAAACGAACUUCAAGAAGAAGAGGAGGAAACAGUAUAUGAGGAUUCAAUUCUAUAAAAUUCCACAAACCUUCCUGAGGAUCAAUUCAAUUCAAAUUAAAGGAGAAGUCGAUAAUCCGCCUGAAGUCGAAGGAUUAGAUAAAGUAGUAUUUUAGAUGAUUUAUUAGUUUAGAAAUAAAACGCCUCUUUAAAUACAAUUUUUAUUAAUUAAAUCCUAGAGUUAAUAUACAUAAAAUCUAUAAAAACUCAGUUAAAUUUAUAAUAUAUAUAAAAAAAAACAUUUCAUAGCAAAGUACAAAGGAGAAUCCGGGAUUUUUUUUUUGUUUUGUUUUCUAUUCUAAAGUCUAUACGAAGUUAAAUUGUAGACCUUAAAAACGAAUAUAUUAUCAGUACAAGUUUCAAUCACAAAAUACAUAAAAUUAAAGAAAAUAUAAAAAAUAGGUUAGUACAGGAAACUUUUAAAAAUUAGUAAAGAGUAAAAGAUUUAAAUAUAUAAUAUUUUUAUCACACCGAUUUUUAUAAACUAAAAUGCGGAAUUCCCGGUUCGGUAAAAUCUAAAACCCUAUGAAAUCCCAUUAUGUAUGUCACUAUUAAUUUAGCUAGAAAAGAAUUGGCACGAAAAAGGUUCCCACUCGUAAAUUACAAAAAACAGAAAAUGCAUUGCUUCAAUUUACCCCCAAGGGUUGUAAUUUAUAAUGUACAUAAUACACAAACUCUUUUAACAUCUAAUGAUCUAAUGGGGGAAUGAUUACAUUUGAAUGACAGUUACUUAUAUUUUAUUAUUGAAAAAAUAAAUGUAUUACAAUGGUAGGCAGUGGCUUUUUAGAUUACACUGUUGUUUUGGCCCCACUGGUGCUUCAAUUAUUGUCAAUAAUUUUUCUGCCAAAGAUCAAUAACAUUCUGCCAGUGGUACCUAUAAUUAAUUAAUUGCCAAUAAAAUGCCUAAAGUUGAAUAAUUCCUGUUAUAGUUUUUUAAUCAGUCUGUUGAUUUUUUGAGUAAUCUAAAUAUUAGAUACUUGAAAUUUUGCAGUAAAUAAUUCAACUUUGCUUUGAUUUCAAAUCACACAAACCCUUUAUGGAACCUCAUAGUUGGGUGUUCUUUUUUUUGUCCUGCCCGCCUCUCUGCACAGAGUCCUACAGAUACCGAGCCAAGCCUCCUCGUAGCCGUCCUGCUGUUGAGAACUACAGGAAGGGCUGCUGUCGCCUCUCACAACAGUGUCGCACACGAAUCGCGCCAGUCAAUCGACUAAAAUCCCUUGCGACACCUUAAUCAAAGUGCCUUUGAGUAGUUGAAAAGACGGGCGGUUCUCGGGCAAGUGGGACCAGCAUUUCUUCAUCACAUCGUAUACUUCCUUAAAACAAGCUUUGGGUUUUUCUAGGAUGAUGCCUUUUUGCACCCGGUCGACCACCUCGGAGUUUUUUAGUCUUCCGUAGGGCAUUUUGCCACAGGUGAAUACUUCCC
Ceutorhynchus assimilis (cabbage seed weevil) is the source of this 1989-nucleotide messenger RNA. NCBI's taxonomy places the organism in Eukaryota, Metazoa, Arthropoda, Insecta, Coleoptera, Curculionidae. The record is from the annotation of a GenBank genome assembly.